This is a messenger RNA of Hyla sarda, 1949 nucleotides long. RefSeq names its product phospholipase ABHD3-like. The transcript has 9 exons. Lineage: Eukaryota; Metazoa; Chordata; Amphibia; Anura; Hylidae. Gene Ontology annotation, biological process: medium-chain fatty acid catabolic process; medium-chain fatty acid biosynthetic process. Bases 329 to 1366 code for a protein of 345 amino acids. Gene Ontology annotation, molecular function: monoacylglycerol lipase activity; acetylesterase activity. The record is from RefSeq and is a predicted model, not a curated record.
GGUUUCUGGGGAGUCUCUUGGUUUCUGGGGUGUCUCUUGGUUUUCGGGGUGUCUCAUGGUUUCUCGGGUGUCAAUGACCCUGUGACUAAUUCUUAUUGGCCCUGACACUUCCUGACUGUCACCUUCUCUGUCUCCUUCGCUGUCACUAAGGACAAAGUCUCUGCCCCUCCCCCUCCCGACCUUUCCUCUAUUUCUCACUUUCUUUUUCUCUUAAAGAUUCACUGAAUGUUCAGAAAAACAAGGAGACCCCGACCCUGCACUACAAAGACCGCGCCUCGUGUGCUCCGGGCCCCUGCGCCAGUUCUUGGAGUCUCACUGCCCAGUAGUGAUGGAGAAGUUCUGCCCAACCUUCUGGUGUUCUGGCGGGCGACUUCAGACUAUUGUGAGGGUCAUUCUGGCCUCCAAACCUCAUGUCUCAUACAGGAAUGAGGUCCUCAGGACUGAAGAUGGUGGUCAGAUAUCUCUGGACUGGAUGGACAAUGAUGAGAGUCCGCACUUCCCUGAUCCGGCCUCUCGUCCCACCAUCAUCCUCCUGCCCGGUCUGACAGGAAACAGUCAUCAGUCCUAUAUCCUGCACCUGGUGAGACGGGCCACGAGUGAUGGCUACAGGUGCGUUGUGUUCAAUAACCGUGGGUUUGGUGGAGAGAAGUUAUUGACUCCGCGCACAUUCUGUGCAGCCAACACAGACGACCUGGCCAGAGGCAUCGACCAUGUCCACAGCUGCCUCCCAGCUGCCCCUCUGGUGGCUGUGGGGGUAUCACUUGGGGGGAUGAUGCUGUUGAAUUAUAUGGCCACCACUGGUCACAGAUCUCGGCUUUGUGCCGCGCUUGUCUUCUCUGCCCCAUGGAACGUCUUUGUGUCCACAGCCUCUCUGGAGCAGCCACUAAACUAUCUGUUAUUCAAUCACUCGCUGGCCACCACACUGCGAACCACGGUGAACAAAUUCCGGGACGUUAUUGGUAGAGAUCUAGAUGUGGACGCCAUCUUACAGUCUCGCUCCAUCCGGGAGUUUGAUGAACGUUACACGUCCAUCGUGUUUGGUUACGGCUCAUGUGAUGACUAUUACCGCGCCGCCAGCCCUCACGACAAACUGCGGACGAUCACUACCCCCGUCCUGUGCCUCAAUGCUGCAGAUGACCCGUUCUCUCCAGGAGAAGCGCUCCCCCUGGAUGACGCCUCCUCCCAUCCUUCGGUGGCUCUUCUGGUUCCUGCUCAUGGUGGACACAUCGGCUUUCUAGAAGGUCUCUUUCCGAGUGAUAACCGAUACAUGAAUCGCGUAUUUUCACAGUUUUUGGGCGCCGCGUUCCAACAAUGUGAUGAGCUCCGGAACAUUACCAAGAACGGACUCAAUAACCUAUUAAACUGAUUGCAGUCGAUAAGGCCGACUGAGGGUCCUGGGGCCAUACUCACUUCAGUGCCUCCUGUAUGGUCAAUCAUACAGCUCUAGGACAUUAGGACAACCAGGCUGCUAUUAUUAAAUCUAUGAGGUGCUCGGCUGACAGAAGUGGCCACGAAUGACAUCGACACUGUGUCCAGUCUGUAUUUACUAGAACCAGAUCCACAGACCGGAAGGAAGACGAUUACCUUAUAUCUCAGUACGAAUCAGGACCCUCAUCUACUGAACCCACAUCAGGUCUCCAGCACUACCUCAAUCUCACGGUACAGCAGAGUGCGAUCAGCGUGACCCUCCGGUGCUACAACCUUCAUGAUCAUCCAUGGUCCUGACUCUAUACACCGCCACCACAAUGGAGGUGAAAUAAACCGAUCCUUGAGAUAUCAGGUCAAGCAGGAAAAUAUUGUAUUAAAGGGAAUGUCCGACGCCUAUUUCUUAUUGGAGUAAACCAUCAUUGGUGACCCCUCCCUAUGUCCGAUGCCUAUUUCUUAUUGGAGUUAACUAUCAUUGGUGACCCCUCCCUAUGUCGGACGCCUAUUUCUUACUGGAGUAAACC